Molecule: messenger RNA, 1827 nt
Organism: Spodoptera exigua (beet armyworm)
Lineage: Eukaryota; Metazoa; Arthropoda; Insecta; Lepidoptera; Noctuidae
Source: the annotation of a GenBank genome assembly
GUUUGUAGCUAUGUGAGAACGGAACAGUGUGUUACUAAGUCAUUUCUUGCCGCCAAACAAAAAAUGUGUUCGUUAAAAUGUUUCACUACGAUGUACAUUAAUUAACUAGAACGUUCAAGUUUUUUGCUCAAAGCUUCAGUGGUUAACGUUAACUGACUUUUUGUCUUACUGGACUUGGAUAGACUAACUACAGUUAAGAUUAAAUAAUGAAACACAGUUUAACAGUACAAAAAAGUGUCAGUGAUAAAAAACUACAAUGAAAACUAGGCUGAAUAAAAUAACUGUUGCUUUCAGUAAAUAAAAAAAAUGAAAAGAUUUAAAAAGUGUUCAAAUUGAAUUUGGAGUGUUCGAAAAUGGCGGUGUGGGUGUGGUUGGCGGCAUUGCUGUGUGGCUCUCAAGCUGCAGUGCUACCACCACCAUGGGCUGAUGUGAAGAGGAAUCCAUGCGCAGCUUUGCCUAGGGGAUGGCUCAUGCUGUACUGGCCGAAGGAUGGGAAGUGCUACACAAUUUAUAAGAAAGGACAUCCAUGUGCAGAAACCCAAGAACUCAGUCCAGGCAGAUGGGGUGGGCGGACUAUAGCUGAGUGCAAAUGUCCUCCCGGUACCGCCCAGCUUCCUCACACGAACACUUGCCACAAACUCUUCGAGAGAGGUCCUUGUAGACCAGGAGAAUACUUCGCCCCCGUCGAGGAGUCAUUCAACAAGAGAGGUGAACGCCAAGGUAUGUGCGUGAGACCUCAACAGUGCGCUGAUGAGACCUUGAUCUACUGGCCUGCGGAUGGCAAAUGCUACUACCGGAGUACCCAAGGUCCUUGCUACCCUGGAUCAGUAUUAGAGGCUGGAGAAGACGGGAUUGCUAAUUGUUCUUGUGAAAUCUCCGGUCCGCAUUACUGGCCUGCAGACGGUAGCUGCUACCCCCACUAUACAAGAGGUCCCUGCGAGAAGGGACAACUGUUCCUGCCAGGACCUAAGUGUGGCUGCGAGAGUCAUCUACCUCAUUAUCAUAAUGAAACUGGAUCUUGUUAUGAAUUAGAUUCUGUAGGCCCGUGUCCAAGAGGUCACACGUUUUCCAUAGCCGAGGUUGCUCCUCACGGCUCCAGAGCUGAAUGUCGAUGCAAGAGCUUCCACGCGCGUGCUGCUGAUGGAGUGUGCUAUCGAUUGUAUACCAGAGGACCUUGUGCCCAAGAUGAGAUGAUAGCUAGAGGUGGACGAUGUACAAAGGUGCCUUGCGCUAGAGGUCGCUUGUACGUGCCAGAACGUCGUCGCUGCUACCGACCUGGUACUCCUGAACCAUGUCCAGCUGGCGAAGUUGUAGCUUUUGACUUCGAGGCUCGACCAGCGAUAGACGGACUUAGCCAUAACGGAGUGUGUGCGUGUGGAAACGGUGCUUGCAGUCGGCGAGAGGUGGAAGCCUGCACCACACGACGCGGAACAGCACCUUACAAUGGAACCUGUCACAUCCUGAACACACAGGGCCCUUGUCCAGAGAACUCCUGGCUUAUGAGGGACCAGAAGAACAACAUCAGGUGUAAAUGCAUGCCAGGGAGGAUCCCACCCAACUGUGAUGAAGACACCAGGGUCGCAGUCAAGAGUUGAUACAGUGACAGUGUAUAAUGAACUCAAGUGUAAUUGAUUGACAGUUUUUUCUUGAAAUCUGACCUUUCCGAGAGAUGUUGACUUAGGGUCAAUAUCUAAAGAUUGGUAUGGUUAAUUAAUAUUUUCAUGAACGAUAUGAUAUAUUGUUGAGAAAAGGAUAGUCAACAACAAAGCCCAUCAUUAAAAAGUAUUUCGAUAAGAUUUAUGUUUGGUUAAUUAACAGGAAUUUGUA